This is a messenger RNA of Malaclemys terrapin pileata, 1278 nucleotides long. RefSeq names its product bone morphogenetic protein 15 (gene BMP15). Gene Ontology annotation, biological process: SMAD protein signal transduction; BMP signaling pathway. The transcript is spliced from 2 exons. The record is from RefSeq and is a predicted model, not a curated record. NCBI's taxonomy places the organism in Eukaryota, Metazoa, Chordata, Testudines, Emydidae. The coding region runs from base 1 to 1203 and encodes 400 amino acids. Gene Ontology annotation, molecular function: cytokine activity; growth factor activity. Gene Ontology annotation, cellular component: extracellular region.
AUGAUUGCACUGGGCCCUCUCUGCUCCCUUGGGAGCUUGUUCCUCUUGGCUGCUCUGCUCCCUCUGGAGCUGAGUAUGGGGGAGGAAGGGAAGGAGCCAGCUGCCCUGAGUGCCCUGGCUAGGGUGCCUUCCUUGCCCCUCAUCCAGGUGCUGCUGGAGCAGGUCCCCAGUGUCUGGCCCUGCUGCCACCGGAAGCAGCUGGCCAGCAGGCAACCGCUGCGUUACAUGCUCAACCUGUACCAGAAUGUGGCAGACCAGGCUGGGCGACCCCGCCAGAACCGUAAGCUGGGUGCCAAUGCUGUGCGCCUGGUCAGGCCCUUUGCCAAGACAAGGCGGCCUGGGGCAGGUCCCUGGUACAUGCAGACUCUCAACUACCACCUGAAUGUCCAGCCAGGAAUGGAACAUUUGGUGAGAGCCACUGUGGUUUAUUCUAAGACUCUGCUGCUGGCUCAUGCCCAGCUCUUUUGUGUCGUUCAGUUGGCUGGGGAAGCUGGGGUUCCAAAGCUCUCACCCCCUCGAAGAGGCAAGAGGAAUGCCCUUGUCUCCUCUAGGAUGGACAGCUGGGAGGAGAGGGACAUCACCUCUCACUCUUUGCCAUGGGCCUGGGACUCCAAGAAGAGCCAGCUGCUCCGCCUUAAUCAUGUGUGUAGCUGUCUGGGACCAGCUGAUGGCUCAGAGCCUGAAGUUGGCUGGGAGAAGACUGCUUCCUUGAAUGACCCUUUCCUGUUGCUCUACCUCAAUGACACUCGGCAGGGCCUCCGGGCCAAGCUGGGGGAAGCUGGCUUGAAGGAAACUCCUGAUGGGCCAGUGCUGAGUCGCAAAGCUCGCCAGGCAGGCAACCUCAUUCUGGAUCUCCCCAGCUACUCGCAGAAGACCAGCGCUGAGAAGGACGAGUGUGCUCUCCGCUCCUUCCGGGUCAGCUUCAACCAGCUGGGCUGGGACCACUGGAUCAUAGCCCCGCACCGGUACAACCCCAAAUACUGCAAGGGCACAUGCCCCCGCAUCCUACGCUAUGGCUACAACUCCCCCAACCAUGCCAUCGUGCAGAACUUCAUCAACCAGCUGGUGGACCAGAGUGUCCCCCGACCCUCCUGCGUGCCCUACAAGUAUAGUCCCAUCAGCGUGCUGAUGAUUGAGCCUAGUGGCAGCAUCCUCUACAAAGAGUAUGAAGACAUGAUAGCAGAGUCCUGCACCUGUAGAUAAAGUCCUCCGCACUUGAACCAUUCAUCAUGUCUAACAACCUUCAGAGCUUGCAUGAAGACAUAUCGUGAUCCUUCA